Molecule: messenger RNA, 2844 nt
Organism: Bombina bombina (fire-bellied toad)
Lineage: Eukaryota; Metazoa; Chordata; Amphibia; Anura; Bombinatoridae
Product: zinc finger protein 250
Exons: 2
Coding region: 448-1584 (378 amino acids)
Biological process (GO): regulation of transcription by RNA polymerase II; central nervous system development
Cellular component (GO): nucleus
Molecular function (GO): RNA polymerase II cis-regulatory region sequence-specific DNA binding; DNA-binding transcription factor activity, RNA polymerase II-specific
Source: RefSeq, a predicted model, not a curated record
GGUUGUUCCCGGUUGCUGCUGGGGGCGGGGUCUGCACAGAGAAGAACACGGAUGUGACUUUCUCCCGGACAGAACAGAUAAUACCUAUACCUGCCUCUCUUCCGGUCCUGCUUGUGUGAGACGUAGAGCAUUAUGAACAAGCAACAGUCUUGACGAUGAUACAGCCUGUUGGAAUAUUCAGGCAAAGCCUGUGAGAAGGAUUCAAAAGAAAAUAGCCAUAGCUUUGGGAAAAAAAGAACUUACAGAUUUAAUGACGACAUCCAAGACUGCUGUCAAAUCGAGACUAUUACAGAAAGGAUUUUUAGUAAAAAUGGUGCGUCCAUGUGAUAAAACUCCUGAGACGUACAACUGAGGAACUCCAACUGAAGGACUUGAUAUGUACAGUGAUAUUUAAAACAUUCAAGAUUAACAAGUAAGUUAAGGCCAAAUGUGACCUGUAACAGAAAAAUGUAUGAGUGUCUUAAAUGUGGGAAAUGCUUCAUUGGCAAAUCAAGCUACACUGUGCACCAAAGAACCCAUACUGGAGAAAAGCCUUUUGUUUGUAUUGAAUGUGGAAAAUGUUUUCUUACUGGAUCAAACCUUACGACACAUAAAAGAGUUCACACAGGAGAAAAACCGUAUAAAUGUACAGAGUGUGGGAAGAGCUUUAAUCAGAGCUCAAAACUUGUGAAACACAGACGUAUUCACACAGGAGAGAAACCUUACGCAUGUUCUUAUUGUGGGAAGCAAUUUAGCUUGAGUUCUAAUCUUGCUGUACAUUUUCGAACUCACACAGGAGAGAAACCGUAUGAAUGUGAAGAAUGCGGAAAAUGCUUCAACCAAAGUUCAAUUCUUCUCGUCCACAAAAGAAUUCACGAAAGAGAAAAGAAAAAUAACAGUCUUGCAGAACCACGAUUAAAAGAAAAAGAGAAAAACGUAAGGAUGACACAGCAGACUAUCAAGCAAGAGACUAAUGAUUCAGCUAAAGUUAUUAGUUAUGAAAAAUUACCAAGCCUCUCUAAUAUGAACAUCAAAUAUGAUGAGGACUUUGCUAAUGUGAAUAGUAAAAAAAAGAGUAAUUUUGCAAAGGGAAAACGAACACCAUACAUAUGUUCUGACUGUGGGAAAAGUUUUCCUGGCAAAUCAAGAUACCUAAUUCAUCAAAGGACCCACACUGGGGAGAAGCCAUUCAUUUGCACUGACUGCGGGAAACGCUUCGUAACAAAGUCAAAUCUUAUUACGCACCAGAGAACUCACACUGGGGAGAAGCCAUAUAUGUGCACAGAGUGUGGCAAGAGCUUUAGUCAGAGCUCAAAGCUGGCAAAGCACUUUAGGAUACACACAGGGGAAAAACCGUAUUCAUGUCCAGACUGUGGCAAAUGUUUUAGCCUAAGUUCUAAUCUUGUUGUCCACCAGAGAACUCACACUGGUGAAAAACCGUACACAUGUGAUGUAUGUGGUAAAAGAUUUAAUCAAAGCUCAGUGCUUAGUAUACAUAGAAGGAUUCACUCCAGGGAAAUACCAUAUUCAUGUGCAGGUUGUGGAUUAAAAUGUAAAGAUCGUGCCCAGCUAAUCAAUCAUCAGAGAAGUCAUACUGGCAAUUAGAGAUGUUGAUCCAGUUUGUAAUCACUAAUUAGUUCAUUAUUGUAAAUAAAACCUUGUAUUGGACGUUCAGUGUUUAUUUUGCUGUAAAGAGUGGCUGUAGUUCUGCACACUAAUCUACUGCAAAUUGCUGUAUACUGCCACACCUCUCUACAUAUAUGCUAACAGACACACUGAAUUCUUUAAAAAAUAUAUUUUGAAUGUAGAACUUUCAAAACUCAUGUUUGAAUAAAAUGUUAAAGCUAUACAGUAUUGGCUGAUAAGGAGAACUGCCUACAUUACUAGUAAAGAGGGACACACCAAUACAAGUGACAGAAAAUAUUGUUUUUUUUGCAGGACCGGAGUCAUACAUACAACCUAAGAGUGUUUUUAACUUGGUACUUUUCCUAUUUUAUUGUGUGUAUUUGUGUAUAGUUAUAUUUUAAUUUCUUGAGCUAAACCCUUUACUUUAGGUUUAAUGCGCUCCUGUAUAUCUAUCUUAGCAUCACUGGCUACAAAGUUAAGCCAUUAAAGGGCCAUAAUACCCAAAUGUUUAAACACUUGAAAGUGAUGCAGUAUAGCUGUAAAAAGCUGACUAGAAAAUAUCACCUGACCACCUCUAUGUAAAAAAGAAAGCUAUUUUACCUCAAAAGUUUCUCAGUAGCCACAUCCCAUUGUAAAGGACUUUUAAGCAGCAAAUCAGUAUGUCUGUCCCGGGACAGCGGAAGGAACGAGCUUUCAUGCACACUCAUCUUAUUUCCCUAUUCCGUGUAAGGAAGUUUACUAUGAAAUCUCAUGAGAAUUAAGUCAAAUCUCUGAGAUCACAGUAAAAGCGUUCAUGACCUCAGCACUGUUGAUGCUGAUUGGCUGCUGUUCAUUUCUUCAAUUUUUUUUUUACCUGCAGCUGAGCAGCAGCUGAGUAUAACUUUUUACACAGAACUUACUCUGCUGAGCUGAGAAGAUUGUGAGGUAAAAUAUCUUCCUUUUUACAUAGAGAUGCUCAGGUGAUAUUUUCCUGUCUGCUUUUUGCAAUUAUACUGCAUCAGUUUCAAGUGAUUUAGCAUAUGAGUAUUAUGUCCCUUUAACUAACUGAUACCCUCUAUUAACCCCUUGAGUGCUACCCAUGUAGUCUUUUUUUCAAAAGUUGGUUUCUUUACCUCUCUUGAAUAUUCCUGUGAAUACAUACAACCUUGUAUAUUGUUUAAAUGGAAAAAAAUGUGUAUCCCCUGUUAAUUAUUGUUAAAUAUUUUUUUUAUCUACAAAUUAAAUGGGUUUUCAAAAUCA